Fonsecaea multimorphosa CBS 102226 is the source of this 840-nucleotide messenger RNA. RefSeq lists its product as uncharacterized. The record is from RefSeq and is a predicted model, not a curated record. Bases 1 to 840 code for a protein of 279 amino acids. Gene Ontology annotation, biological process: recombinational repair; interstrand cross-link repair. Gene Ontology annotation, molecular function: single-stranded DNA binding. The transcript has 3 exons. Gene Ontology annotation, cellular component: mitochondrial chromosome; mitochondrial nucleoid. Lineage: Eukaryota; Fungi; Ascomycota; Eurotiomycetes; Chaetothyriales; Herpotrichiellaceae.
AUGUCGCCAGCUACUCGAAUACCUUUCAGAGUUUUGAGCGCAUCUGCGUCUACACGGCUCUCAAUUUCCUCGGUCGCCCUCUGCCGCUCAUUCGCCGAGACUUCAGUGUCAACCUCUCGGUCACUGCGUGGCGUCCUCCCGCGCACUAUCUUCACGCAUUCUUCAGCUCGACUCGCUGGGACUGCAGCAGCUGCGGACCAGCAACCAAAGACCACAGCCACUCCUCAAGCGACGCCGACGGACCCUAAGCGCCAUUCUUUUGACAACCUUGAGGACCAGCCAUUGACAUUGCAAGAAGAUGACCCUUCACAAGUGGACUGGACAAGGUCUUUUCACGGUCUCUCCAUUGAGCCAUUUUCCAAAGAGGCUGCGGACGCGCUGCAGGCGCCGAUAGCUCCCGAGGACAUCGAGAUCAAGCCAGAUGGUAUUAUUUAUCUCCCGGAGAUUAAAUAUAGACGGAUUCUUAACAAGGCUUUUGGGCCUGGUGGCUGGGGGCUUGCCCCAAGAGGCGAGACAAUCGUCACAGAGAAGUCUGUAACGCGAGAAUAUGCAUUACUGGCGCAUGGAAGAUUGGUUUCGAUUGCGCGCGGAGAGCAAGAUUACUUCACAAAGGAGGGUAUCCCAACAGCGGUUGAAGGCUGCAAAUCCAACGCAAUGAUGCGGUGUUGUAAGGACCUAGGCGUCGCCAGCGAGCUUUGGGACCCACGUUUCAUCCGGAAGUUUAAGGCAGAACACACUCGAGAAGUCUUCGUCGAGCACCAGGUCACUAAAAGGAAGACCAAGAUUCACUUGCGAAAGGGUGAUCCUGUCCUGUAUCCUUACGCCGAAUUGAAGAAAUGA